AAAAAGUGUUUCCAGGAAGCAACUCGAGGCAAGGACACUCAACCAAAAUCAUCGUACGACUGAUUAAUUUCGAAAAAACUGCUAUGUGUUCUAGUUAGUGGCGGGACUGAUAUGCAGUGUGCGUUGAUACUGAGCGCAUUGAUACUGCAAUCAUGGACUCUGGACCUAAUCUACCUUCAUGAUGGAUCUCCACUAUUUGGCGAAGAAGUCGUCUCUCCUCAUGGAAAACAAUUAACGCAAUUUCUUGGCAUACCGUUCGCCGAACCACCAAUCGGAAAUUUACGGUUUCGAAAACCCAAACCCAAGUCACCAUGGCGAACGCCGUUGAACGCAACAAUCUUACCCAACUCGUGCAUUCAGAGUAACGACACCUAUUUCGGUGAGUUUUAUGGGUCAACGAUGUGGAAUGCAAACACACCUACUUCCGAGGAUUGUCUUUACUUGAAUAUUUAUAUCCCUGGAAAGGUAGAUGCAUCCAAGAGACUAGCUGUAAUGGUGUGGGUAUACGGUGGUGGAUUCUGGUCCGGUACAUCGACGUUAGAUGUCUAUGAUGGCAGAAUUCUGGCAGUAGAGGAAAAUGUCAUUCUUGUGUCUAUGAAUUAUCGUGUUUCAAUGUUAGGAUUUUUGUACUUGGGAAGGCCCGAAGCUCCGGGAAAUAUGGGCCUUUGGGACCAGCAAGUAGCUCUGAAAUGGGUUCAUAAAAACAUCGAUGUCUUUGGAGGCGAUCCAGGAAAAAUCACCUUAUUUGGGGAAUCCGCAGGUGCAGCUUCAGUGAACAUGCAUAUGCUAAGCGCACGAAGUACUCCUUAUUUCCAGAGAGCAAUUCUACAAUCUGGAGCAGCUACCGCUCCUUGGGCAAUUGAACCAAGGGACGUAGCUCUUGCGCGUACUGUGGUGAUCUAUAACGCUAUGAAAUGCGGUAAUAUGAGUCUUCAAAAUCCUGAUUAUGACAAGAUUCUUUACUGUCUGCAGAGAGCAGAUGCAGAUCUUCUAAGGGAAAAUGAAUGGGCUCCUGUUCGGGAAUUUGCCGAUUUCCCUUGGGUUCCAGUGGUGGACGGAGAUUUUCUUGUUGAAAGUGCUCAGACUUCACUGAGACAAGGCAAUUUCAAGCAUACUCAAUUGUUAGCUGGGAGCAACAUGGACGAAAGCAUCUAUUUUAUUGUAUAUCAACUUCCUAACAUCUUCCCAGUGCAAGAUUUCUUCACUAAGAAUGAUUUCGUACCUGAUAGGCAUACAUGGUUGAAAGCAAUAUCUGAUCUUUUACCACGGCAAAUGAUCAAGAGCCAACUUGCAUUGGCAGCAAUUUUGCAUGAAUACGAACCAGCAAAUUUGCCAGUAAAAGCUCAUGAUUGGCUCGAUUCUAUGGAGAAAAUGCUCGGAGACUAUCACUUCACUUGUAAUGUAAAUGAAAUGGCCCUUGCUCACACCAAACAUGGUGGUGAUACUUAUUACUACUACUUCACGCAUAGGGCAUCAGCGCAGACAUGGCCUCGAUGGAUGGGCACUGUGCAUGGUUAUGAAAUUAAUUUUGUUUUUGGUGAGCCGUAUAACAAGAGAUUCAAUUAUACUACAGAAGAGCAGGAAUUGAGUAGUAGAUUCAUGAGAUAUUGGGCCAAUUUCGCUCGAACUGGAGAUCCCAAUAAAAAUGAGGAUGGUACCUAUACGCCAGACGUUUGGCCGAAAUACAAUGCGCAGUCUAUGGAGUACAUGAAUUUGACGGUGGAAUCUGCAUAUCCGAGUAGUAGAAGAACUGGUCAUGGACCGCGACGGAAAAAUUGCGCAUUCUGGAAAGCUUACUUGCCAAAUCUCAUGGCAGCAGUGGGUCAGUUUUUUGCGCAUGUUCAAAAUUGUCAUAGUCUGUCGCUGGACGAAGGCGGUUGUCCAGACGGACAGCGUGCGCGAACGCCGCAAGAGCGGCUAUCGUACAUUGCUACUAGUGCAAUAUAA
Cylicocyclus nassatus is the source of this 1947-nucleotide messenger RNA. The record is from the annotation of a GenBank genome assembly. Lineage: Eukaryota; Metazoa; Nematoda; Chromadorea; Rhabditida; Strongylidae.